UUUGUAAUUGUCUCGAGUGUCGUUCUUAAUUAUAAAUUAAGACAAUCCGGUUGGGAGACCUUUGAAAAUCCCGCGUCCAUUAUAAAGUUCUAGGGUCGUAUACAAGCUAAUGUGCCAGCAUAGACCGCAAAAAGUAGCCGUGUUUAUUGUCUUACUGGGUUACAGGUCUCAAGUCUUGUAAGAGGCGCCCGAUAGGUGCGGACUCCUCACCAUGAAUACUCCUCGGGACGUCACAUCUGUUGAUGACAACUUCCAGCCGCUACACAGCGUACUUGGUAGCUUUUCCAUAGAGAGUAUUUUAAACAAGGCGACUUUGGACACCCAAGAAAACAAGCACGAGGAAAGCUCUUCGGAGAAACGAGGAGACGUUAACUCUGGCACCCUGCCUAUGCCAUCCUACAUAUCCUCUUCAUGUGCGCGCGACGAGGCACAAGUACUCGCGAAGGAUGCGGAAGGUGUGAGGAGGCAAUCAUCCUCCAGUCGCGGAGAUGAUACAAAGAAACGACCGCGAACCGCAUUCACAAACGAACAAAUCAAGGAUCUCGAAGCUGAAUUCCAAAAGAGUAAAUACCUUAGCGUGUCUAGACGAAUGGAACUAGCGAAUUCUCUUUCGCUCACGGAAACGCAAAUUAAAAUCUGGUUUCAAAACAGACGGACAAAGUGGAAAAGAAAGAUGGCAGCGGAGAUGGAGUACGCACUAAACGCCCAAGGCUACAUCUUCCCCUCCCACCCCCCCAUGUAUGCGUGUGGAUCUCCUGGGCCUAUGCGAACGUGUAGCCGCGCAAGUCUUGAGAUCCAUGCGCCUUACAGUCGACCUGUGCCGCACACCAGCCAGUACUGUUAUCAGUAUAACUACGCGGCCUUCAUGCCUGGUUACGCGGCUCAACAGCAGGGCUUCUUUACUCCUUGAUCACGCACAAAGAUCAGACAUGUGAUAGUGUAAAUAAAGAAUAAACUACAAGAUUAUCCAAGUA
Nematostella vectensis (starlet sea anemone) is the source of this 974-nucleotide messenger RNA. Its product is annotated as homeobox protein MSX-2. NCBI's taxonomy places the organism in Eukaryota, Metazoa, Cnidaria, Anthozoa, Actiniaria, Edwardsiidae. Gene Ontology annotation, biological process: regulation of DNA-templated transcription. Gene Ontology annotation, molecular function: DNA binding; DNA-binding transcription factor activity, RNA polymerase II-specific. The record is from RefSeq and is a predicted model, not a curated record. Bases 212 to 910 code for a protein of 232 amino acids. The transcript has 2 exons.